Hyla sarda is the source of this 2523-nucleotide messenger RNA. RefSeq names its product tight junction associated protein 1 (gene TJAP1). The transcript has 10 exons. The record is from RefSeq and is a predicted model, not a curated record. The coding region runs from base 428 to 2155 and encodes 575 amino acids. Gene Ontology annotation, cellular component: trans-Golgi network. NCBI's taxonomy places the organism in Eukaryota, Metazoa, Chordata, Amphibia, Anura, Hylidae. Gene Ontology annotation, biological process: Golgi organization.
CUGUGGGGUAUAUACAGGGUCUGUAUGAGCCCCUCCCCCUCCUCUGUGGGGUAUAUACACGGUCUGUGUGAGCCCCUCCCCCUCCUGUGUACACGGCUCUGUACAGGUCACAUGUGGGUGUUUGCCGUCUGGCACGUGUGGCCCCUGGUCCCGGUGACUGCAGGUCGGGUCUUGUCUGGACGUGGGAGGAUGAUGGAGGUUUUAGCCGGUGUUGUUCUGGCGUUGGUUCGCUCUUCACAUUCCUGUAGACACAAUGCCGUCACUUACAGCUUGAAUUACACAGAGAGGAGACUGCGUAUCCAGACCGAGUCAUCCAGAUGGCAGCAGGUGUGAGGAGGACGCUGCAGCCCCCACAGGCCUCCUGACACAGCGAAGCCCCCCCUGACCCCCGUGGAGAUUUUGUGGAUCGGUGUCCGCUGAUCUCAGGAUGAGCAGCGCAGCUCCCUCCAAGAAGCCGUACCGCAAGGCUCCGCCGCAGCACCGUGAGGUCCGCCAUGAGCCACCCGGACUGCAUGAGGAGGUGACGGAGCAGGCGAGCAGUCAGGAUCCCGUGACCGAAGCCGACAGAAUCCACUUUUUGCAGCACCAGAAUGAUGAGCUGCGCAGGCGCUUGGCGUACACCACAACCAAAAUGGAGGCCAUGGAGCACGAGGUGGAUGCCAGUCGGCAUUAUCUAGAGGUGGAGCUUGCGCGGAAUCGGGAGGAACUGGAGAAACUCAAAGACAAGUUCCGCAGAUUACAGAACAGCUACACCGCCUCCCAGAGGACCAACCAGGACCUGGAGGAGAAGUUACAUACCCUGAUUAAGAAGGCGGAGCUGGACCGGAAGACUCUGGACUGGGAGAUUGUGGAGCUGACCAAUAAGUUGCUUGACGCCAAGACGACCAUCAACAAGCUGGAGGAGCUAAACGAGCGCUACAGGCAGGACUGUAACCUCGCCGUCCAGCUGCUGAAAUGUAACAAGUCACACUUCCGCAACCAUAAGUUUGCAGAUUUACCGUACAAACUUCAGGACAUGGUCAGUAAGCAUCUUCAGAGCUCCGCCUCCUCCCCUGGGUCUGGGCAGGACACUCCUCCUCCUGGUCUGUCACUUUCGGACGUGGUGCCCACCUCAGUCAUUGCCCGUGUACUGGAAAAGCCAGAAUCGCUUAUUCUUAACUCUGCCACGUCUAGCAGCGGCAGUGGCCCCACAGCAGAGGACGUCUUUGUGCAUGUAGAUAUGAGUGGGUGUGGUCAGCACCAGAACGGUGUCCUCCAGAAACAAGGGAGCGUAGACAGUACCACUGAAGACCCUCCAGCCUUCGAAAAACUCAGUCCCUACCCAACUCCACCACCCCCACACCCUCUUUACCCGGGACGUAAGGUCAUAGAGUUUUCUGAUGAAAAGGUGCGAAUCCCCAAAAACAGUCCACUGCCGAACUGCACCUAUGCCACGCGGCAGGCUAUCUCACUCAGCCUAGUGCAGGGUGAAGAGGGCAGCCCCGACCGGCACCGCACUGUCCCAAACAGUCCGGCAUCAUCAGGCAGCUACCCACAACGGGCACGAAGUGCUGACAAUCCGGCCCGAUCUCCUCUAAGCAGCACCGCCCCCAGCUCCGCCAGCUCAGAGGAGGACAUGCUGGCUAACUGGCAGAGGAUGUUUGUAGAAAAGGCGGCGCCCAGCUCAGAGGGGUCCUUGACGCACCGCACAUCCUUUAGUCGUGACACCGCACUGGAGCUGCAGCAGAGGUUCAGCCGCUCUAUGCAGGAACUAAGCCGUGCAGCACAAGCCUUUUCUGAGCGGGAGACCUCCGGGAGCAGCUGGAUGAGCAGCCGGGAUUCCAGCACCGAAAAGGAGAACACCGGGACUAAGAGGGGACAAAUCCCCAAUGAGUACGGCAAGGAAUUCUCCAAGGAGGAGGCCCAGGAUCUCCUGUCUGGAGCUGUGGAUGAGGAGGAUGACCUGGUGGAACCGCCGCUGCCUGAAGACAUCGAGGAGGAGGAGGAUGGAGAUCACAUUCUGGAGACUCAUGAGGAGCAGGAAGAUCUGGAGAUACUGACGGAGAAACCUCCGAGUGGUCGUCCGCACCGGAGCCCCAAACGGAUGGGUGUGCACCAUCUGCAUAGGAAGGAUAGCCUGACCAGGGCUCAGGAGCAGGGCAACCUACUGAACUAGCUGUGAGGAGCUGUGCAUCAUGGGCCGCGGCCAUCACCUUACAGUAUAUGCAGAUAACCAUCCAGACCUGCUGCCUCCUCCGCGCACAUCCAUGUCUGCAGCCAUAACAGUAGUGCACUACAAGAGAAGGGUGAAGGGGGAGAUAAUGGGGGGCAAAGAGGGUGAGAUGGUGAAGAAUCCAUACAUCACCAAUGAGCGGCCACACCCACCCACCCUCAUCCCCAUCAACAACAUGCAGCCACCCCUGUUACAGCCCGAUAUCCCCCCCCAAAUCACUCAUAACCAGCCACUCAUCCCCCCCAUCACACAUGACCAACCACACAUCCCCCAACCCCUCAUCACACAUGACCAGUCACACAUCCCCAAAC